AUGACAUCUCGCACAUCCAUGGGCGCCCAGCCGCCCCGGCCGCCUCAGCGCACGCUGAGCAGCCCGGGUUUGCCAGGCCAGCGCUCUUCUCACCAACGCAGCCUGUCGCAGCAGUAUCUGCCUCCAUCUCCCAUCCGAAAAGACUCGAUGAUGGACUCAUCAUUCGAUCCAAGCGAUGUUUCGCAGUCCCGAUUUAAUACAGCCCCUCGCAGAGGUGGCUCCCGUUUAAAAUUAGAAUUGUCGACGGAUUCCAUCAUGGCAGAACCGACCACAUACGAGUCUCCGCAACCCUUACAAUCACGAAUAACCCCCAUGAACGAAUCCUCUGAAGUUGUUGAUCCGAGCCCGGGUGGUUCUAUAAGACCCAAUUACUUGGAAAAUGAUAAUAUACCCUUACCGAUGCCCAAGCGGCGAGCGAGAUUCUCCCGUGAGAUGCCUAGGUCGCGCCCCACGCCCACCCCGGUGCCUAGCGCUGCGAGCAGAGACAAUCGCCCGAAGCCGUACACGAUCGAGUACCCUCAAGAUGCACCUCGCUAUCAGCCGGUGAACUCCGACGGCUCUCGAACCUCUUCCGAGCUUCCACGCGUAUCCAACUCGGGCUACGCCGAUUUCUUCCCCUGGAGUGGCGAUCAUCCUGAAGACCAGUUUUCCGAGACGGUUAUUCGUACCGGAUACUUUCAUAAGGCGCCCCCGAACCAAGCUGAGGCAGCGACGGCGAAGCCCUCCCUCUUCCCUCUGCUGAAGCAGAAGAACUGCCUCAACGCCUUAUCUAGCGUAUUCCUCGGUGUCCUUGCUCAAAGGCGACUUAGCGGCCAGAUAAGAGCUCCGUCCACAUUCAAGCCACCUCCUCGAGUGACGCUUACCGAUACGAAGAGGGAGAUGUGGCUCAAAGACUUGGCGAACCCUGCCACCUCCCUCAGACGCCUUAGCCGGACCAUCCCGCAUGGUAUUCGAGGCAAAGUGCUUCUCGACCAUUGCCUAAACAAGAACGUCCCAACGGAUCGCGCCGUCUGGCUAGCGAAAUGUGUCGGCGCCAAUGACCUCAGAGCAUUCAGGAGGAAAGGCGUCAACCAGACAUUCAUGGGCGGGGAGACCAAGUGGAUAAGGGACUGGACCGUCUUUGUUGAACAGUUCGUGGAGAAUGUGUUUUCGUCCUUUGAAAUGCCUGACUGGAAGUCAAAGGUGACAUAUGCUCUUCGACUAGCGACUAUCCUAUACACCGAGCAACUAUUGGAUCGUGAUCACUACAUGGAAUGGAUCCUCUCUGGGCUCGAGAGUACCCCACAGUCCAAGCUGCCUAUGUGGAUUCUUAUUUUGCAGCUCUAUUGGAAAGAUCUGCUUCGGUUGAGAAAGACAGGCCGCCGUCUGGUGACCUCAUUACUCAACCACCUCUUGACGAUCCAAAGCGAUCCCGACCGCGAUCUUCUCGUCCAGCUAUCCUCACGUAUAACGCCUCUCCUCUCUUCACUAAUGGUCACGAAUCCCGAGAGUUUCAUCUCUCCCGCCACAUGGCCUAAACAUCGAGAUGCGCUGGUCGAGCUAAUCCAGCAGACCGACGGCGCUACCCGAGCAGCGUACCAGCUCAUUGAUGACCGAAACAAUCGCCUUGUGUCUGGAAACGAUUCGACCUCUACCCAGAGCAUGCAACAACGGCUAGUAAAGCUCCUCGAUUCCGCCCUUUAUCAACCCUUCAGCGAUGCGCUAGUCUCGCAGUGUUGGGCCCUGGGAUCAGACAAGAGCGCAGUUGUACGCACGAUUCUUGAUUGGGGCACCUCGACUCUCCGACCCGGCCCAACCAAGGUCUACGUUACCGUCCGAUUAUUACGAUCAUGGGGGAAGCAGGGCCUAGACGUUACCACUGCUGUUCUUGAGCACUUGGACUUCAUUCCGACUAACGAUCACGAACGCAAGCAGUCCACCUACUCAAUCGUGUCCGAUCUGGCUCGCUCCAAUGACUUUUCGGUCGCUAGGUAUAUUCAGUGGCUCAUAUCACGCGGUGGGCUUUCCGAGCCCUCGGAGAUUAGCCAGAUGGGUCCUUGUGCCACGCGCUUACUAGUGGAGCUCCCGGCGCAUGCGUUGAGUUCGUCGCUAAAGUGUAUGCGUGGAAAUUUACUCCGGCGGGCAUCCUUCGAUGUUGAAGCUGAAAGGCUGGAUCUCGAGAAUGCUGUCAAGUUCGUGAAGCUUGGGCUAGGUCUGCCGUUGAAUCCCGAUGAUCCUAUUUCGCUGAAGAAGCCUAUGUCGGCCACUAAGCUCGCUAAACCUGUCAGCAGGAGUAGCCGCAGCUUACAGACUAGCUUAGGCGCAUUUCUCAGAGACGAGGUUUUUGCUCCCGCCGCUCUCGCUACGGAAGGACCAGGGAUAUCCCCUUCCAUGUUCAACUAUGCGCGGACCGUUCUCGAGGCCGCCAACGAUUAUGAGACGCUCCUGGGCAUAGUUGAGCUUGCGUCUAAGAUAUCGAACGUGGAACUCUUGGCAUCUUGCGCCGAUACGAUCAACGUCUAUCUAACAACAUUUGCGCCCAUGGAGGAUGUAAAGAAGCUCUUUGAUGGCCUCGUAGCUUCGCUUAAGACAAUCAGUGAUGGCCAGGGUGUCGCAUCUGCGCGUGCACUUCUUGCGUCACUUGCCAGUCUUGCUGAUCGAAUUCCGGGUUUGGAGGAUCAGGCUCAGCAACUUCGAAGCGAGCUUCUUCGAUGCGACCGAACCUCGGGUAUAGAUGCAUGCUCACCCGUUUCCGAUAGUAUGGCCGGGCAUAUGCCGGAUUUCGAAGGGACGCUUUACGAAGAGGUGGAGAAGGUUCUGUCUACUGGGACGAGAGUCGAUCAGCCUACGAUGGACAGACUUUUCCGAACGAUCAUGAGCCGCCUCGAGAGUUGUUGGUCGAAGUCCAUGGAAGCGCAGCGAGCGUGCAUUCCCUUGCUGACGCGCCUCCGGGCCUUUGACAUUCAGCACUUUGAUGAAAAGAUGGUGGAAUGGGUUAGCAAUGUGAAAACAGCUGUUGGUCGGCCGCCUCUAGCGGAAACAUUGCCCCUCCUUAUCGGCCAGGGAUGCCUCCAUCUCGCUGCCGUUCUCAAUGCUUACGUAUCAAAGGGGCAGAGCAGCGCGGCUGCAAGCCGCUCUGGCGCCGUGUCUAUCCACGGACCAUAUUUACAGGAGACAUUACAACUAGCGUGCAUGCACCUACCUCAAUCGACUGCGCUGACACCCGAGGAAUGCUGUCGGUUUCAUAUUCAACAGAAGACCCUGCUUUCCCGACAUUCGGAUGACCUUCGGCGGCUUCUUCAACAUGCUCUCGCCGAGUAUUGCGACUUAGGUGGGCAGGUCGGCGCGACAGACCUUCCUUUGGAUCGCCGGGGGUGCUGGCCUGCUGUGCUCGAUUUAUUUAAGAAUCUUAUACUCAUGAAUCCUUAUGGCUUGGUCCGCGACUUUACUUCGACAACGGUCAUGACGUCGCCACGCCUACGUCAGUUAGCCGAUACACUUGCCACCCAAGCGUUGGGUUUGUGUGAUGCUCCCGAAUCGAAAAUAUCCUUCGACCGUAUUCUGGAUAUGGCGAAUGAACUGAGCUUGCCAUUCUGCCAGGUAAAACUGUCACUCAGUCUGAGUGACGACAGUGAUAUGUUAGCAGAAAACCAAGCGGAAUCGCACAUUUCGCUUUUCACAAAGGCAAUGGAAAAGGCGAUUGAGGCAAACAAUGUCAUGUGGACGAGCAUUCUUCCCCAUCUCAACGACACAAUUGCGCAGCAUAUCCGAAAUGAAGCUCGAGGCCGGUUCAUCGAUUUAAUACCUUCCUUCAAGACCCAGCCACCCCCUCAUACGGGGGAUGGAAGCUCUUUGAAAGCCGCAGAGAGUUUGAUAUCGGUAAUGGAGUCGAUCACUAGCGGUCACACCACAGCAUCAAGGGCUACCCAUCUCACCCCGUCUAUCUCGGAGAGAGUAUCAGAUUUGUGGGACGUUCUUGCCAGCAACGAAGACGAGAAGAAGCGACUCCAUAACGUCGUCCUAACCGGAUGGCUACCUUUGAUGUUGAAGUUUCUAGCAAUGCACGUCGGGCCAGCCGCCGAACCGGUGUCCGUGGCUACUCCAAGCGGAAACACCAUUCGACCUCCGCCGAAUCCCGCACAGACUGAACUGAGGGCAAAGGUUCUGCUUUCACUGGCUGGUAUCUUUCAAGAGCUAGAUUCUCUAGAACCUGCCGAGGCCCAGCUUGCGCAGCAAUCUGGACUGGCGGAGCAGGUCCUUGACGUUGCCUUGCUAGUGGUUGACGGCCUACCGGAUGAAGCACGCGCGCAUUGCUGUCGUCUCAUCCUCGUCUCGGACCCAAUGAAUAUGCAGAACGCGAAUGUGUCGACCGACUCCCACCUUCGCUAUCUCCUCAGCUACACUCCUCCUUCUGCGGACAACCUCAUGCUCUCUCCACGAAACCGAAUGAAUAUGCAGGGUGGGUCCACUCGAACUGCAAUGCUCGGAGCACCCGGGCAGGCCGAAAAGUUGAUGCCGUUUUCGUAUCGGCGGUGGGAAGUCUUGAACGAACCGACACCGAAUGUCGGCGAGAACGAUACUAGCCUAAGCCUCACCUUGUUUGAGUCCAUCAAACUUCGUUAG
Scedosporium apiospermum is the source of this 4602-nucleotide messenger RNA. RefSeq names its product Mediator of RNA polymerase II transcription subunit 12. Gene Ontology annotation, cellular component: mediator complex. Gene Ontology annotation, biological process: regulation of transcription by RNA polymerase II. Lineage: Eukaryota; Fungi; Ascomycota; Sordariomycetes; Microascales; Microascaceae. Bases 1 to 4602 code for a protein of 1533 amino acids. The transcript is spliced from 3 exons. The record is from RefSeq and is a predicted model, not a curated record. Gene Ontology annotation, molecular function: transcription coregulator activity.